GUUCUGUUCUGUUGUGGCUUUUCGAUCUCUCUUUCUUUCUUUCUUUCUUUCUUUCCGCUCUAAUAUUUAUCAGAGCCCCGACGAGAGAAAGAGGAAGAGAAAGAAAAUCGCGCGUGAAAAGACCAUUUUGCCCCCCCCCCCCCUCUGGUUCCUCUCUCUCUUAAUCUCUCGCUUCUGAUUUUUGUGCGGACCACCAUGAACGAGAAGGCCAGCGUUACCAAAGAGCUCAACGCCAGGCACAGAAAGAUUCUUGAAGGACUUCUUAAAUUGCCAGAAAAUAGAGAAUGUGCUGACUGCAAAGCUAAAGGUCCAAGAUGGGCUAGUGUGAAUUUAGGCAUCUUUAUAUGCAUGCAAUGUUCUGGGAUCCAUAGAAGUCUUGGGGUACACAUAUCAAAGGUGCGGUCUGCUACGCUUGACACAUGGCUUCCAGAACAGGUUGCGUUUAUUCAAUCAAUGGGAAACGAGAAGUCAAAUAGUUACUGGGAAGCAGAGCUACCACCAAAUUACGACAGAGUUGGAAUUGAGAAUUUUAUCCGUGCAAAGUAUGAAGAGAAGAGAUGGAUUGCAAGGGAUGGAAAACCAAAAUCACCAACUAGAGGGCAGGAAGACAAGGCUUCUGUGCAUUGGCAGAGGCCUGGGGAAAGAAGUGGGCAUGGCCAUAUUUCUAGUUCUGAAAAUACGUAUGAGGAAAGGAAGAUCACUCGACCACCUAGUACUAUUGCUACAAGAAUUAGCCUUCCUGUUCCACCAAAAGGACCUGAGCAGGUUACUCCUGUUCCAAAGCCUCAACAUGUUGAGAAAAUAGAGUCAGCAUCGGCAGUGGCCCAAGAUGAAGCUACAAAGCAGGCUUUGGAUGCUGCUUCUGUUGUAUCUCCACCAAAAGUUGACUUUGCUACUGACCUUUUCGACAUGUUAUCCAUGGAUGGUCCAAGUGAAAAUGGCUCAGAGGCAGCUUCACCUGAUGAUAAUGUUUGGGCUGGUUUUCAGUCUGCUGAAGAAGCAUCAACAGCUGAGAAAACUGGUCCGACAAAGCCAGUUGAAAGUAGCCCCCAGUCAGCUUCUGGAAUUCAGGAUCUUUUUCUUGAUUCACCCUCAGUAAUGCCUCCAGUUUCAGAGAAACCCAAGAAAGAUGUAAAAAAUGAUAUUAUGAGCCUUUUUGAGAAGUCAAAUAUGGUGUCUCCAUUUGCUCUGCAUCAACAACAACUUAUGAUGCUGGCUCAGCAACAGUCCCUUCUCAUGGCUGCUGCAGCUAAAUCUGUUGGUGGGGACCCAAAAGUUAUUGGAAGUACUCAACAACCUGGGUCAAACGGUAGUAUGAAUAUCCCUACUCAAAGUUGGGCAAAUGCUGGCUACCAGAUUCCUGGGAUGAUAAUGCCUGUUGGUGGGCAGAGUGAACUACAGACUCUCAUGCAGACCAGGAACAUAGGACCAGCACAUCCUGUGGGGAGCUCUGUUCCAUUUCCUACAUCUAGCCUUUAUUCUAUAGGGCAAGCUACCCCAGUUAAUGGCGCCACAACCACUGGAGUGAGUAAACCUCAAUCAACAUCUACAGUAUCAUCUGUUCCUCCUACUCAGUCAGCGAAGGAUUAUGAUUUCUCCUCCUUAACACAAGGGAUGUUUGCAAAACAGUGAGUGGCCUUAGGGGUGACAAUGCUUGCUUUCCCUUACUAAUACAAAAAUAGUUGAAUUACAGGAAAAUAGCACUUGGAGUUUUCUUACCUGUACUCGGGGUUGUAAACCAUUUGUAGAGGCAGUUCAUUUUUCUUCUUGUCUGAGUGAUUGCUUCAUUUGUAUGAUUAGGUGUAUCUGGAGUAAUAAAAAUGAGUUUAGAUUUAUUUUGAAUUA
Molecule: messenger RNA, 1845 nt
Organism: Quercus robur (English oak)
Lineage: Eukaryota; Viridiplantae; Streptophyta; Magnoliopsida; Fagales; Fagaceae
Product: ADP-ribosylation factor GTPase-activating protein AGD5
Exons: 11
Coding region: 196-1632 (478 amino acids)
Molecular function (GO): GTPase activator activity
Source: RefSeq, a predicted model, not a curated record